This is a messenger RNA of Haliotis rufescens (red abalone), 580 nucleotides long. RefSeq lists its product as uncharacterized. Bases 126 to 518 code for a protein of 130 amino acids. Lineage: Eukaryota; Metazoa; Mollusca; Gastropoda; Lepetellida; Haliotidae. The record is from RefSeq and is a predicted model, not a curated record. The transcript is spliced from 5 exons.
AUUUUUCUUAAUGCAUAUAUGUAUGGCUAUAACCGCCUUGAAAAUGGAUGUAGAAAAUAGUGUUUUGCGGCAUCUGCUACUGACGUCUUCUUGAUCCUGCUGUCGCGAGUCAGAUCUGAAAGACAAUGACGACGAUGUCUCUGUUGCUGCUGCUGGUGACCACCUCGGCAGCUACAUCUUCAUUGGAGAGGGCGAAGAAGACCAGUGACCCCAACCAGUGGAAUUAUGACAUGCCUGGAUCUGGAUGUUCGUACCGUGGCCGCACAUACAACAAAGGCGCCGUCAUCCUGGGCGCAAACCGCUGUUCAAAGAUGAAGUGCAAUAACGGAAUCCUAAAUUACAUUGAGAUAAAAUGCUUGUACAACAACAUGUGCUAUGGUGUGGGCGACAGCGUCAGAGGAGGGAGAAAUGGCUGCCACCUGUUCAAGUGUCAGGCGAACGAGCAGUUCAUGGCAGUGACCAGUGAUCCUUACAAAUGCAGAGACGCUUUCAACAGGUGCAGAAUAUGCCAGGGAUAGGUGAACUGAGAUAUGUCAGUGACCGUGAACGGUUUCGUAAUAAAUGUUCUCCCCUCAAUGUC